AUGGCGGACCAAAUCGAAUCAGGGCCGCUCAAUUCGGCAUACGAUAGCCCGACAUUCGGAGAGGACAGUUCGUUCCAUAUUGAUCAAGCGGUUGGGUCAAUGUCAAUAUCGCCCUGCGGAAGAGACGUGGUUCUUGCAUCAAAGGAAGGUCUCCACGUCAUAGAUCUCGAUAACCCGUAUUCUCCACCCCGUUAUCUCCCCCAUCGAACAGCAUGGGAGGUUGCUGAUGUCCAGUGGUCUCCAUUUUCAGCCCGAGAUUCCUGGGUGGCAAGUACAUCGAAUCAGAAAGCGUUGGUCUGGAAUUUGGCUAUGCGGACCUCGCAGAACUCUAUAGAGCAUGUUUUACACGCGCACUCGAGAGCAAUAACGGAUAUAAACUUCUCCGCCCACCAUCCUGAUUUACUAGCAACUUGCGCCGUUGAUAGUUUUGUCCAUUGCUGGGACCUGAGAACGCCCGCCAGGCCCGUUGUUUCGUUUUCAGAUUGGUUUACCGGGGCGACCCAGGUCAAGUGGAAUCGACAAGAUUCCCACGUUAUUGCUAGUUCUCACGAUAAAUCACUUCAUAUUUGGGAUGAUAGAAAAGGUGCAUAUCCCCUCCGCACCUUUGAAGCACAUGGUACCAAAAUCUAUGGUAUUGAUUGGAACAGAGCUCGCCCGGAGGCAAUUGUCACCUGUGCACUAGACAAGACCAUGAAAUUCUGGGACUAUUCAAAAGAAGGGGAGAGUCCGGAGAACGUUACCCAUACUCAAUUCCCUGUAUGGCGGGCGCGGCAUACCCCUUUUGGCUGGGGUGUCCUUGCCAUGCCGCAACGUGGGAAUAGUGAUCUUCAUCUGUAUAGAGGCGUUUCGGGAGAUAAUUGCAACAGUGAACACGAGGAUUUGCCAUUAGUGCACAGUUUUCCCGGACACAAGGGUCAGGUCAAGGAGUUUCUUUGGAGGCAAAGGGGAGGUAUCAUAGAUGGCAUGGACCACCGAGAAUUCCAACUCGUCUCAUGGGGAACAGACAAGGAAUUACGCCUUCAUCGUGUAGACCCAGAGAUUUUAAAAAGAGUAGGUUAUGAAAGGGGCAAAUUAUUCAACCCUCUCCUUAACCUUACUCGAAAAGGGGCACCCUACAAAACUUUUCACGAUGAACACUCCUACGAGCAUGGCGAAAUCGGUGAUGAUUAUGGCGAAAAGUCAGAAUACCUUGCCGCUAAUAAUACCCUCAAAGGUAUGAGCGGGGUUAGCAUGCCCUACUCCCGUGGAUGGGGUCAGGUUCGAUCGAUUGGGCAAUCAAGCAACGUUCGUGGUCGCACAACCCUUAGAGCUGAUAUGAAUCCUAUUUCCUGGAUGCGAGGUGUGAAAAUCUCUGGAUGGGAAGUGGAAACGUUAGGUGAUGAAAUCAUUCAUGUUGGUGAGAAGUUUACUCGAGUAGCCUUUGAAUCAGUUAAUAUUGGCCAGCGUAAAGCGACCAUUUCCAUGCAUGGACCCUGGGGAUCAGACAAUUCCAACGUUUUCCUCACAAUCGAUAUUAAGUUUCCCACGGAAUACCCUCGCAUGGAAGCCCCUAUUUUCAACGUCCAACGAACAACCGCUGUAACGAGCCAACUAGCCAAAACUGUCACUACUGGAAUGCAGACAAUUGCAGAGACAUACCUUUCGAGACAACGAGGCUGCCUUGAAGGAGUGAUUCGGUACUUACUUGGAGAGCAUACCGUCGAGGAGAGCGUGGCUCUGGCAAAGAAUCAAUCAAACGAACACCUUAAAUCUGCUGAUAUCCUUGCUGAUAAUGAAUCAAGUGAUGAGGAUGAAGAUGUUGGCCAAUUUCAGGAUUCUGACCUUGCUCUGAGCUCUUCUGAACUCCUCCGCCCUAUAAAUGCCAAUGUCAUGGUUCCGGUCGCUCGGGCAUGUGGUGCCCUAUGGGCUAACGAUGGCCAGCUAGUCUGUUUCUUCCCGAAGAAGGAUGAUAAGCCUCCGUCUUUUCUGGACUCUAUAAGCCUGAGGGCCAUGGCUGGAUCAUCUCGCAAUGACAAAGUAUUUGAAGGGUUCGGCCGCCUUCAAACGGGCUCUCCGGUGCCAAGAGCCACGACGGAAUCAGCUGUCAGCGGCGGCCUUGUCACUGAGGACGGUGGCUCGGAGUUUUCUGAUGACUCCUCAUAUGAUUCAUCCAGCUCCUCUGGUUCCUCAGAUCUAUUAGGCUCACUUCCUCAACAGUUCCAAGGAAAUCACGCUUGGAGACAUGGCAACAUUGGAUUCCAUCUAGCACGGUCUAUUGCAGGGAACUCACAGCGAUCCGUUGCUGGACCUAGCACAGCUAGAUCAUCAACAGACUCUUGUCAGAAUUAUGUUCAUAUAUACCACUUUAAUGACAUACUACCUGCAAAACGAGAACUUGCACAGCAGUACAAAAUAUUCGGGAAUCGAGCGGAGAUUUGCUCUCACAACAUGGUAGUUGCAGCAAAUGCGGGACUUUCAGAGCUCUCCUACAUCUGGGGGCUUCUAAACUUACUCUUGGAUAACAAGCAGACAACUGACACCAGAGGCGUGAAAGAUCGUUUACGGCACAUACUUAACAAUCCGGUGGGCACUCUACGUAGAAAAGACAGCGGUGUUGGUUUGAACAGUGAAAAGCAAAAAACAUGGGGGAGCCAUCCCCUAGGGGCUCCGUGGUUUAUCCCUGCUCUGUUUGAACAUUUCGAACAACUUGGAGAUGUUCAAAUGCUCGGAAUGCUUUCAUGUGUUUUAUACGAGACGGACACGAAGCGACUCCUCCCAGAUGACCCAUACAAACCUCGAAUCUCAGAUUUUUUAGACGAUAAAAGCUUUUCUGAUCAGCAAUUCCGGGGGAAACAUAAUACCACACCACUAGCGAACAAAGACUUGCCUAAUAUAGCAGCAUCUCACAGCUCGGGGGGCUCAUCUGUUGACCAGUGGCACGGAAAUACACCACCGCUGUAUUCAACAGGAACAACUCCUCCCACCGGAAUUCGUGGGGUAAGAUCCAGUUUGGAGCGUAAAUCCCGUUAUAAUGGAUCUCUAUCUGGAUCUCCAGACCCUCCCUCUAAUAUGCGCAUGAAUACCAAUUUUGGCAAUACCUUGGCUUCUUCGCUCUCACGAUCCCUAACUUUCGGACCCUCUGCGUCAUCCUCACCUCCAACUGGUCUCAUUAAGAAGCAGCCUAGCCCUAUAGGCAGCCUUACUACCCAAGGGCCCAGCAUCUGGAGCUCGGUUGGUGGCCUCCGUAACAAGGCGGCGUCCGCAUUACCCAGUUAUCUUACUCCCUCCGCAAUUGGUACACCCCAAACAUUCUCGGAUUCAGAAGAGAGCGAUAAGCCGGUUUCACCAAGGGUGGAUAAAUUCAAGAGAGGAAUAAAAGUUGUCAAGAAACAUCAGUCCGCAUUUGAUAACGACUGUAAGGCCGAGGUUCCUUUGCUAGAUCCGCGACUCCGACCUCUUUAUCAGGCGUAUAGGGAGAAUUAUGCCCAUCUACUGUUUAUAUGGAACAUGCCGAUCCAAGGAACCGAAGUUCUGAAAAUGGCCUCCAUCAUUGACAAUGAGACGGAACGCUCUCUUCUAUACAAGCUCAACAACAAAUAUCCACGAACCAGAUACGGCAAUAGGCGCCAUAGCCUGGCAGUUAAUCACCGCCCUUCGACAGAGAUUGCAGCCGAAGGUCUCGGCCUCCAGCAUCACUGUGCAAAAUGCGGCUCCGCGCUACAGGUUUCUGCUCUUUCAAAGCCAAGUACACUAGAGAAGACUCUCGGGAAGAAUAUCCGACGCAACGCACUUGUGAACGCCCAAUGCCUUAAAUGCAAUUUGUCAUUGCCGAUCUCGCCGAAUAUGUCGUGCUCGAUAUGCACGGAGGUAAUUCAAGGCAUGUUUACUCCUUGCUUAUCUUGUGGUCAUAUGUGCUGCUUCAAAUGCCAUUCUCAAUGGUUCGCGCCGGAUAUUACGGUAGAAGGUAGCGUGGAGAAGAGCGUUUCUAUAUUAUGCCCUACCGGCUGUGGGUGUAACUGUUCAGAACAUAUGAUGAUCGACAUGCCUAUACCUCCUACUCCUGCUUCACCUACAACACCUGUUGCACCUCCUCCACCGGCGCCACCAUUACCAGAGGCUGCUCCGAGUUCCCCCUCCAAGCUAAGAAGCAAACCCUUAAAUGGGGUUGCCAGUGGGAGCCGCACAACCGCUAAAAAGUGGAGGGGUGCUAUAAAUCAAAUCGCAUCAAGAAAUGAUACCGGCGAACCUGAUAGACAUCAGACUGGGACCGCUUCAGGGGCUCACAGCCGAGCUAGUCUCGACGAACAGCGUCCAGGGGCAAAUACUCGCAAACCGGCUGCUAAUUCAGGUUCGAUUAGUAGGGUUGCCGGCUGGAUCGGCAAGAACUCACUUGAAAGAAUGGACACCAUUUGA
Messenger RNA from Nannizzia gypsea CBS 118893, 4392 nucleotides. RefSeq names its product WD repeat-containing protein. Bases 1 to 4392 code for a protein of 1463 amino acids. The record is from RefSeq and is a predicted model, not a curated record. Lineage: Eukaryota; Fungi; Ascomycota; Eurotiomycetes; Onygenales; Arthrodermataceae. The transcript has 3 exons. Gene Ontology annotation, molecular function: protein binding.